Messenger RNA from Brenthis ino (lesser marbled fritillary), 1869 nucleotides. Lineage: Eukaryota; Metazoa; Arthropoda; Insecta; Lepidoptera; Nymphalidae. The record is from the annotation of a GenBank genome assembly.
AUGAAUAACGGCACACGAAGAGCUCUUACUGGUUCCAUACAUAAAAUAAGGGAAUUUGAAUUAGAAAAAGUAUGUUUGGUUGAAGAAUUCGAUAUUUUACAAAUAGUUGGUGAAGGAUGGUUUGGAAAAAUACUUUUAGUUGAACAUAGAGCAUCUGAUACAGAAAUUGUACUUAAGGCUUUACCAAAGCCUUACGUAUCGAUACGAGAUUUUUAUAGAGAAUUCCAUUAUGGUUUACAUUUAAGCGCACAUAAGAAUAUAGUCACGACAUUUGACGUUGCUUUUGAAACUGCUGGUUUCUAUGUAUUUUGUCAGGAAUAUGCACCUUUAGGAGACUUAACAUCCAACAUGCUUGAUACGGGUAUAGGUGAAAUACAUACAAAAAGGGUAGCAAAACAAUUAGCAGCUGCAUUAGAGCAUCUACAUCAAAGAGACUUGGUGCAUCGUGACGUUAAACUAGAUAAUAUUUUGAUAUUUAAAUCAGAUUUUUCAAGAAUAAAGCUAUGUGAUUUUGGAGAAACUAGAAAAUCACAAUCUGUUGUUAGAAGAAGAAAUGAGUGGUUGCCAUAUUCUCCGCCCGAAGUGUUACGUCUUUCUGUGGAUAGUACCUACAAAGCACUAAUAAGCCAUGAUGUAUGGCAGUUCGGCAUAGUUAUAUUUAUUUGUCUUACGGGCUGUUUGCCUUGGCAAAAAGCAGCUUUUGAUGAUCCUAGGUAUUUAAGCUAUUACAACUGGUAUAGUAGUGCUAAUCCACUAAAAAGGCAACCUAAACUAUGGAAAAUGGUUUCUUCAAAGGCGCAAAAAAUGUUUAAAAAGUUUGUGGAACCAAGAAUAGAAAAAAGAGCCUCAAAUUUUUCUGAAUUAUCUAGAUACGUCGACGAUAGGUGGAUGGCGAAAGGAUAUACAGAUCGAAUAGCGGGUGGAGAUAUAGAUGAACUUUGUCCAUCAAUGUAUAGUUUUCAUAGUGAUCCUAAUGAAAAGAAUACAUUAUUGAAACACUUUAGAGAGAAUGGCAUAGAAACUACAGUUGAUCGACAUGCAAAAAAACAGAGAAUUCGUGAAUGGAUUCAAAAUAGUGUAAUAGAAGAAGCUGAUGAAGAGGAAGAGAGUUCACAUGAACCAAAUGUUUAUGAUGACAGUGAUGUAGAAUUAGAAGAUAGAUCAAGACCACAUCCAAUUGAUGAGAGCCACAGGGUUACUCUUCGUUAUGAUACGGAAAAACAUAUUAAUCCAAGAACUGGGGAAACCAUUGAAGGUGUCAAUCGGUCGAACGACAGAAAUCCUCUUUCUUAUGAUGUUCAAAAUAUAGAACCAGUUGCACCAGCAAAUGUAGUAAGGAAAUAUGGAGUUAAAGAGGAAUCAUCUUAUCGUAGUUCUACAAAAGACAGCGCUUACGGAUCUAUGGAAACUUCAAAUAAAAAUAUAAUGAAUAAAGCGGACAGCAAGCAUACUUUGCAAUCAGAGAGAACUUCUAACAAUUCUAGAUCGAGAUCACAAAGUGCAAUAUCUCUUCAGAAUGCAACAUCAGUGUCUACUCACGUACAAAGAUUUCAAAAAAGUGAAGAAGUUUUCUCUAAAGAGUUAGAAAGUAUGAAAGGAAGUACGUCGACGCUUCAUUCUGCUGGAAAUUCAUCAAGGUCUAAUAGUCUCCACGUAACGCGAAAUAGUUCACUUGAAAGUGCUAACCCAAAUGAUAUUAUCUCUGAAAAUGAAAAUCCUAGUACUUCGAAAUCCAAUCCCGUUAUAACACAAAACGGUUUUAGCCCAGGUCAGAAAAACCUAAAUGAAUCUACAGAGAAUUCUCAGAACACCAACUUCAAAACUAUCUUAAAAUUCAUCGACUUAAAGAUUAAACAACAGAAAACUUAC